AUGUCUGAAGCCCAAACGCCUUUUCAGGUCGAGGGCUGGGUAGAGUGGAGCCUGGGUGUCGCCAUAAUACUGCUUCGACUCUAUGCUCGAUGGAAGGCAGUUGGUUUCAAAGGCUGGAAGGGAGAUGACUAUUUCUCUGUACUAGCCCUGAUACUUUGGACUAUGGAUAUCACAGUUGUAACGUUGGUCGGAAAAUACGAGACGAACAUUGGAGUCACGACAGAAAUGGUCGAGCAAAUGAGCCCCGAAGAGAUACAUGACCGAGAGCUAGGUUCGAAAUGGCUAUUCACUGGCUGGAAUACCUAUGUAGCUCUGAUUUGGACUCUCAAGGGCUGCAUGUUGUUCUUCUUCAACCGAAUCACUCUUGGCCUGAGUCAGCAGAAAUUCGUCAAGUGGACGAGUGUAGCUUGCGUGGUGACAUAUCUCAUCAUGUUUGUGAUAAUCUUUACACAAUGCACACCUGUAUCAGACAAUUGGAGGGUCGCUCCCAUCCCUGGUUAUAACUGUUCUGCCAAGCCAGCAAACUAUAUUUCUGUAGCCGUUCUCAACGUGGCCACGGACAUUGUGAUCGUUGGCAUACCCAUUCCUCUUCUCUUUGCGGUCAAGCUCACUGUGGCACGAAAACUCGCUAUUGGAGCUUUGCUCUGUUCAGGAGUGUUUGUCAUGAUUGCGACACUGCUGAGAUGCGUACUAUCGCUCCAAAACGUCGAGCUCAUCAACCUGUGCACAAUUUGGGCCAUUCGAGAAACUUUUGUCGCAAUCAUUGCCGUCAAUGCCGCGCCCAUCAAGCCGCUCUUCUCGAGCGCCAAGUGGCUCAAGUCGACCUCGAAAGGUGGAACCGACAGCCACACUCCGUAUAACAAGCGCAGCAACGUAUACGCCCUCUCGGGCAAGAGCAAAGGCUCGCAGCUCCGCAACGUCCUGCCAUUUCACAACAACCCGGCCGGCACCCAAGUUUUAAGUUCGAGCGAGGAAAACAUUAUGAGAGCAGCAGCUGGCGGCGGCAGCAGUACCACCAAGUCGCAAAUCAGCCAGACAUCGACAGCGCUCGACAGCGUCGACCGGGACAAUAAUGACCGAAAUACGCAGCAGAUUAAUGACGGCGGUAUCGUGGUCACGACGACAUACCAGGUCAGGGACGACGGCAGUAAUAUCGAGGCGCACGAUGGUGAGGGCAAGUGGUGA
Molecule: messenger RNA, 1185 nt
Organism: Pestalotiopsis fici W106-1
Lineage: Eukaryota; Fungi; Ascomycota; Sordariomycetes; Amphisphaeriales; Sporocadaceae
Exons: 7
Coding region: 1-1185 (394 amino acids)
Source: RefSeq, a predicted model, not a curated record